AAGGAGAAGAGACGGGACACCACAGGUCAUAAGACCACAUAUACCUCCCAGAACUGAGAGAAUGGCUGUUGAUCAGGACUGGAGCAGUGUUUAUCCAACAGCAGCUUCGUUUAAACCUGCCUCUGUGCCUCUCCCAAUUCGAAUGGGUUACCCAGUGAAGAGGGGGGUACCUCCACCGAAAGAAGGCAAUUUGGAACUUGUAAAGAUUCCCAAUUUUUUGCAUCUUACUCCUCCUGCAAUUAAGAAACACUGUGCAGCUCUUAAAGAUUUCUGCACUGAAUGGCCGAGUGCUUUGGACAGUGAUGAGAAAUGUGAACGACAUUUUCCUAUUGAAAUUGAAACAGUAGAUUAUGUUUCUGCAGGGACAUCUAUUCGUAAUCCCAAAGCAAGAGUGGUGACUUUAAGAGUUAAACUUUCUAACUUGAAUUUGGAUGACCAUGCAAAGAAGAAGCUCAUCAAACUUGUAGGAGAGCGAUACUGUAAGGAUACAGAUACGCUCACAAUUACAACUGACAGAUGUCCUUUAAGAAGACAGAACUAUGAUUAUAGCAUACACCUCCUAACAGUUUUGUACCAUGAAUCUUGG
Messenger RNA from Antrostomus carolinensis (chuck-will's-widow), 586 nucleotides. It is a transcript of the gene MRPS35, whose product is annotated as mitochondrial ribosomal protein S35. Gene Ontology annotation, biological process: mitochondrial translation. Gene Ontology annotation, cellular component: mitochondrial small ribosomal subunit. The annotation marks the transcript as partial. NCBI's taxonomy places the organism in Eukaryota, Metazoa, Chordata, Aves, Caprimulgiformes, Caprimulgidae. The transcript is spliced from 6 exons. Gene Ontology annotation, molecular function: structural constituent of ribosome. The record is from RefSeq and is a predicted model, not a curated record.